UUUUAAUUGUUGAGACGAUUUCUAAAGUGCUCCACCUCCACCACCUGUCAUCAGAUGGGGGCUGCGGCUGGGAGAACGCUCAUCCUCCUAAGAGCAGCUGUGGACUGAAUGGUGAAGGGCAGCAGCCACAGGAACAGAGGCAGGCACAGGUUUGAAGAAAGAGACAUUUAUUUAAGGGAAAGCAGAGUUGCAUCCUUUGCUUUGGACUUGGAGCACCUUGAAGAGCUGUGGCCAGGCCCCUGGACCCAGGAAGCUUCAAUAAUUGUUAACCGAGUUGGAGUGAGCUGAAAUAAAGAGGUAGAGAUCCUAAGCCUCCUACUGAAAUCUUCCUUAAAGGGAAAAGUAGAAAUGAAGGUACAUAUGCACACAAAAUUUUGCCUCAUUUGUUUGCUGACAUUUAUUUUCCAUCAUUGCAACCAUUGCCAUGAAGAACAUGACCAUGGCCCUGAAGAGCUUCACAGACACCAUCGUGGAAUAACAGAAUUGGAGCCAAGCAAAUUUUCAGAGCAGGAUGCUGAAAAUGAAAAAAAAUACUAUAUUGAAAAACUUUUUGACCGCUAUGGUGAAAAUGGAAGAUUAUCCUUUUUUGGUCUGGAGAAACUUUUAACAAACUUGGGCCUUGGAGAGAUAAAAGUAGUUGAGAUUAAUCAUGAGGAUCUUGGCCACGAUCAUGUUUCUCACUUAGAUAUUUUGGCAGUUCAAGAGGGAAAGCAUUUUCACUCACAUAACCACCAGCAUUCCCACAAUCAUUUAAAUUCAGAAAAUCAAACUGUGACCAGUUUAUCAACAAAAAGAAACCACAAAUGUGAUCCAGAGAAAGAGACAAUUGAAGUAUCCGUGAAAUCUGAUGACAAACAUGUGCAUGACCAUAAUCAUCGCUUACAUCAUCACCAUCGAUUGCAUCACCACCUUGAGCAUAACACGACUCGCCACGUUCAUAACGAUUCCAUUACUCACGGUGAGCGCGGGGAGCCUCGCCAUGAACCUUCAACAGAGACCAAUAAGACACAAGAACAGUCUGGAGUUAAGCCACCAAAAGGAAAGAGGAAGAAGAAAGGAAAGAAAAGUGAUGAAAAUUCUGAGGUCAUCACACCAGGUUUCCCCCUUACCCGUGAUCAGGGUGAACAGUAUGAACACAAUCGGGUCCACAAAACUGAUCGUGUACAUAACCCAGCUCAUUCUCAUGUACAUCUUCCAGAACAUAGUGGUCACGAUUCUGGUCACGGACACCAAGAUCUUGAUCCUGAUAACGAUGGUGAACUUCGACACACUAGAAAGCGAGAAGCACCACAUGUUAAAAAAAGUGCAAUUUAUUCAGCUGCUAAUCACAAAGAUCAUAAUGAAGAUGACCGUCAACAUGAAUGUUUGAACGUCACUCAGUUAUUAAAAUACUACGGUCAUGGUGCCAACUCUCCCAUCUCACGUGAUCUAUUUACAUAUCUUUGCCCUGCAUUGUUAUAUCAGAUCGACAGCAGACUUUGUAUUGAGCAUUUUGACAAACUUUUAGUUGAAGAUUUAAAUAAGGAUAAAAAUCUGGUUCCCGAAGAUAAGGCAAAUGUAGGGGCAUCAGCAUGGAUUUGUGGUAUCAUUUCUAUCACUGUCAUUAGCCUGCUUUCCUUGCUAGGCGUGAUUUUGGUUCCCAUCAUUAACCAGGGAUGCUUUAAAUUCCUUCUCACAUUUCUUGUUGCACUCGCCGUGGGAACAAUGAGUGGAGAUGCCCUUCUUCAUCUACUGCCCCAUUCUCAGGGUGGACAUGAUCACAGUCAUCAGCAUGCACAUGGACAUGGACAUUCUCAUGGACAUGAAUCUAAGAAAUUUUUGGAAGAAUAUGAUGCUGUAUUGAAAGGACUUGUCGCUCUAGGAGGCAUUUACCUGCUCUUUAUCAUUGAACACUGCAUUAGAAUGUUUAAGCAUUAUAAACAACAGAGAGGAAAACAGAAAUGGUUUAUCAAGCAGAGCACAGAAGAAUCAACUAUUGGAAGGAAGCUUUCAGAUCAUAAAUUAAACAACACACCAGACGCUGACUGGCUUCAACUCAAGCCUCUUGCUGGAACCGAUGACUCAGUUGUUUCUGAAGAUCGACUUAAUGAAACUGAACUGACAGAUUUAGAAGGCCAACAAGAAUCCCCUCCUAAGAACUACCUUUGUAUAGAAGAGGAGAAAAUCAUGGACCAUUCUCACAGUGAUGGAUUACAUACCAUUCAUGAGCAUGAUCUCCAUGCUACUGCACAUAACCACCAUGAUGAGAAUAAAACUGUGCUGAGAAAACAUAAUCAUCAGUGGCACCACAAACAUUCUCAUCAUUCACAUGGUCCCUGUCAUUCUGGAUCAGAUCUGAAAGAAACAGGAAUAGCCAAUAUAGCCUGGAUGGUAAUCAUGGGGGAUGGCAUCCACAACUUCAGUGAUGGGCUGGCAAUUGGAGCGGCUUUCAGUGCUGGAUUGACAGGAGGAAUCAGUACUUCUAUAGCUGUCUUCUGUCAUGAACUGCCACAUGAAUUAGGUGAUUUUGCAGUUCUUCUUAAAGCAGGCAUGACUGUAAAGCAAGCAAUUGUAUACAACCUCCUCUCUGCCAUGAUGGCUUACAUUGGCAUGCUCAUAGGCACAGCCGUUGGUCAAUAUGCCAAUAACAUCACACUUUGGAUCUUCGCAGUCACUGCAGGCAUGUUCCUCUAUGUAGCCUUGGUGGAUAUGCUUCCAGAAAUGUUGCAUGGUGAUGGUGACAACGAAGAGCAUGGCUUUUGUCCAGUGGGGCAAUUCAUUCUUCAGAAUUUAGGGUUGCUGUUUGGAUUUGCCAUCAUGCUGGUGAUCGCCCUCUAUGAAGACAAAAUUGUGUUUGACAUCCAGUUCUGACCAUUCCCAGUAAUCACUGUUGAUUACGAGAAUGUUACCAUUCAGCUUUGCAUCUGUUCCUUGUACUGUAUGCACAUUGCUCAAAGAAAAGUCAGUGGCUUGCACUACUUACAAGUUCCAUAGAUUUGAGCCUAACCACAAAAGACUGGUGCUCAGUACUGUGUUCCCUAUAUGAAGGGUCUUUUAAAAACAAACUUGGUGAUAAAGAGGAGAAAAUGGGACUCUAUGAACCAAUGUUGAUACAGGUUUGAUUAAAACUUUUAAAAAAUAAUCAUAUAAAACACUAAAGUAGUCUCUUUAUUAGUAGAAACUUCUGUGGCUAUGCAGAACUAGAAAUUAAACCAAAAAAAUCAUUUACACUUUAAAAAUAUUUUAAAUGGACUUUGAGCAGACAUUUUUGUGUAUGCUAAGAAUGAAUUGUAGUGCCCUUUAAUUCAGCUACAUAUAUACAUAUGGUAAUAGGGAUCAACUUGACACAACUUUGAAACCGCCUAAAGUAGACUAUAGGAACUAGAAGAAAGCUCAGGCUGCAUUAGAGUAUGAAUUUAGCAUCGGGAAAAGUCCUUAUUCUUGAAUCUAGAGUUACUAUUUUUGUAUAUAUUUGCAUAGUGUUUAAACUUGCAGCCUAAACUACUGAAAUUUGUGAUUGUAUGUUUGUGUGAGCUUCAGUUUAAUGAAAGAUUCAUAAUGGUUUUUGUAUUAUUAUAAUACUUGGUGUUUGGGGGUACUUUUCUUUUUUUUUUCAAUUUUGUUUUUGUUCUGUGGUUUUGCGGGGGAGGUGGGGACCAAAGCAUGUGGUCAAAUGUAUUUUUCUUAAAAUUAUAACUCUCUAGAAAAUAUGAACCCAAACAUGGUCUAAACUAUUCAAUUUUUCAACUUUACAGUACUGACUAGGUUAAACGGGAAAUUUAAGUUCUGAAUGUUCUGUAAACAGUUUAGCAUUGGAACCAACGCCAAAUGGAGCACAUGCUGUGGCUGGCAAUAAAGUUGGAAGGCAGAAAAUCCAAGUUUACCAUGCCUGUGAUCUGUAUGUGAAGUGUCAGUUAAACAGUUUCGAGGAUAAACUACACUGAUGCCAUGGCUAUCAGGGUACCAAGUAAAUGACUAAGCUGAAAUCACUUGAUCAUUUUGUGCCAAGAUAUGCUGUUGGUGCCUGAUAGGGAUUAGUCUCUUUUUUAGGUGCCCUGUUCUUCUACCAUAAUUGUAAAUGAUUUGUGAGAAGUGCAAGCCAUGUUUAUCCUAAAUUUUGAUCCAAUAAUUUAUAGUACUAGUCAUACGCAUGUAGCUUUCUGUUUACACCUUGUGCCACGUGGUCUUCAUUUAUGCCAGGUAAACUAUAUUUGAACUGUGUGCAGCUAGCUUUGUUUUAAUCAGCUUGGCAACGAGUGUGACUUUUUAAAAAAAAAAUCUUGCUGUUCAAAUAUGUAAGAGCCAAACUCUCUUUCCAUUCCAUUUUAAGUGUCUCUAUUUAAUCCUUCUCCUUUCCUCUUACUCUAUGAAUUUUUUUAACAAAAACAAAACUUUGAGAGCAGCACAUGUGUCCAGGUAUUACUAGAUUAUUGCCAGUGUUUCUUCUUUAUGCUAUAAGCAAGGGAGAUUAGGUUUUGUUACAUCUUUAAUUUAUUUCUGAAUUUGAAAAAUCAUUUCUGGCUUUCUCUGUGGCCUCCCUCCUUGUAAUAAGUAGGAGUUUUAUACAUAGUUUGUUUUCAGCAGUGGGCACUGAAUUAGGACAGUCCUCAUCUCAUUGCUUGGCCCUUCAAGCAACCUAGCUAAAAGGUGCUGAUAUUUUAUUUAGUACUGCCAACUUAGUGAUCGAAAUAUCUUGCUUUCUGAACCAAGAUAUUUAUAGUUCAUUUUUGGGUUUUGAUACCCAGUGAACAUUCUGCAUUCCAGCAUUAAAUCUGCUUCAUUUAAAAGCAACAGCUGGAAUAUACUCCAGUCUUAAAUGCCUCAUUUAAAGCAAAUUGGUUAUGCUAAAAUUUUAUAUUCUCUCAAAAAUGGUAUUACCUUUAUUUGCUAGAUUUUCUUAACCUGUUAAGAGUGCUGUAACAGUUGCUGCUAGUAUUUUGAUAGGGUUCCACCAGUAUUUAGUUUUCACAUCAUCCUAACGUAUAGUUUCAAGUCUCACUAGACAAUCUUAAUUCCACUACAUUUCUGUUUGGCUCCAACAUUCCAUUUAGCUUGACCAGUCUAAUUUUAACAUGUGUUUGUUGGAGGUCAUUAAUGUUACUUGUACAAUGCUGUCACUGUGUGACAUCCAUAUGAAUUUUAGUGUAUAUCACAUUGCAGUCAAUCAGCUGUGAUUAUGCUUAGAAAUACUAUAGUAACUAGAUGCAGUGUGAAUUUUUUCCAUUAACAGUCAGUGGCUUAUAUGUGAUUAUGGUCCUGCAAGGUGAUACUUGCUAAAAUAGCUAAACUUUUUUUUGUUGUUGUAACUGAAUCAUUUUUUUAAAAAAAUUUAUAAAGCUGGAAAUGAUCAAAUGCUGUUUUUUUCAUUGUCAACAGUGGUGUGUCAUUUUAUGUAUGUUCCUAAUGCUUAUGGAACUCUCCCAAAAUAAAGUUAUUCAGAAAGAGCA
Marmota monax (woodchuck) is the source of this 5426-nucleotide messenger RNA. It is a transcript of the gene Slc39a10, whose product is annotated as solute carrier family 39 member 10. Gene Ontology annotation, molecular function: zinc ion transmembrane transporter activity. Bases 349 to 2850 code for a protein of 833 amino acids. NCBI's taxonomy places the organism in Eukaryota, Metazoa, Chordata, Mammalia, Rodentia, Sciuridae. Gene Ontology annotation, cellular component: membrane. The transcript is spliced from 12 exons. Gene Ontology annotation, biological process: intracellular zinc ion homeostasis; zinc ion import across plasma membrane; positive regulation of B cell receptor signaling pathway. The record is from RefSeq and is a predicted model, not a curated record.